AUGGGUAAGAUUGAACUAGUAGAGAAAGUUGUAAUUGCUCCUAAGCAACCUACACCUCGUAAGAGAAUGUUCUUGUCAAACAUUGACCUUGCACUUGGUAAAAGGCUUGUGCAAUAUGACUUUAUGGCUGCUAGACUAGUGCCAAGUUUGGAGGAGACUCAUCGGUUUGAAAUAGACUGUAAUGGUGCUGGCAUUGUCGUCGUGGUCGCAAGAACUGAAAGAAAAUUGAGUGAAUUUGGUGUAAUUUCUGCACCUAAUCCUAAGUUGAGGGAAUUGCUGACUCAAUUUGGCUGUGGAUGUUUGGCUCUUGCUUCUUGCUACAACCACUUCACACUGGAUGGUUCCACAAUCAGAGAUUUUGAGGUAAAUUUAGGAGCAUUAACACGUGGUGGAGACCUCAUCAUAGUACCAAAUGCAGGUAAUGCAUUGGUACCUGGUUUUGCAAGAGCAAGUGUGAGGCAUCUCAUUGAGCUAGAAAAUGCUUGCCACAUAAGGAAAGUGCAAGAAGGGGUUAAGAGGUUGGAUGAUGAGUACGUAAAGUCAGGGAUAGAUUGGUUGGAGGUGAACAAAGGGGCACCUUGUAUGGAAGAUAGUUUCUCAUUGGUGGCAUGGUGGAGACUAGGGCUAGACACAAUUGCAAAAAAGACAUUUAACGAUAGUUAA
Messenger RNA from Glycine soja, 663 nucleotides. RefSeq names its product shikimate O-hydroxycinnamoyltransferase-like. The coding region runs from base 1 to 663 and encodes 220 amino acids. The record is from RefSeq and is a predicted model, not a curated record. Gene Ontology annotation, molecular function: acyltransferase activity, transferring groups other than amino-acyl groups. The transcript is spliced from 4 exons. Lineage: Eukaryota; Viridiplantae; Streptophyta; Magnoliopsida; Fabales; Fabaceae.